CGGAUGUGCUGUGUAACGAGGGUAGAGCUCCUCUAGUAGACACCGUUGAGUGAUGAUAAAAUGGAGUCACAGCAGCCAAUCGAUGAAGAUCUGCAUCUUUUUGACAAUGAUGAUGACGAUAUUUUCGACGACACUAAUGACAAUCAUCAACCCGUUACCUCUGAGCAACGAAGUGAUGUCAUCAAAAAAGGAAGAAAACACAAUAGGCAGAAUGUAAAGCUACAAAUCGAUGAUAUAGAAGCUUGGCUUAUCAAGAAUCUACGGGAGAUAAUACCAGAAGAUAUGCAGCCAAUGUAUCUCAAUAAAAACAAUGUUUUGUUCGCAUAUGGUGAUCCUGUUGAUGGAAAUGGAGGGUUUUCGGUUGAAGAUGUAUUAAUGAGGCUUACUAAUGGAGGCAAAAGAACAAUCCUUAAUAGUUUUGAUAUCGCAUCACCUUAUAGUAAGAUGCCGAAUAAUCCACUAGAAGAAAGCAGGAAAAGAAUCGCACUCGACUACAAAACGGACCCGUCAUUCAUAAGGGUAAUUGAUCGACGAACUGGCAAAUAUAUUCUUUCCAAUCUUCUUAGAGCCGCUGUAGAGCAGCGUGAUGGGUUGAUUAAUUAUGUAGAAUAUGUACGUGACAAUAUAUGCCUGGUUCCCCUACUUGAGGAACUCAACAGAUAUGCUUAUACCCAGAAAAUUGCAUAUAAAACCUCCCGACAGCAACUUUGGUUUAUAAUGGAACUGGCCACAGAUCUCAAACUCGUGGAAAAAACAAAGUAUUUCACUUUCAAGACAAAUUUGGUUAGAAAUGAUUGUGAAACAAACGCUUUCGUUCUCGAUAAAUUUGUUACAGCUAAAUGGCUGCAUGGUAAAGGGCAGAAUUCUCCAGGCACAGGUGGACCUAUGGUUUCACCCAUACAAAAUGAACCGGGUGACAUCUGCAGCUUACCUGAUUCCUUGUUGGAUGGUAGUGUUAUAAUAGGGAAUUUAAACCUAAGUGUAUCUGGAGGAAACAGCGAUAAGUAUUUGUCAGAGUUCAAUGUGUUGAACGCGGAAUCCGCAACCGUAGGGAGUUGCCUUAAUACAGACCCUUCAUUCUCCAAUGUAGCCUGUAUGGACAAUUUUACUGGUGGAUAUAGCAAAACAUUGAAGGGCUUCAUAAGUAACAGUAGUUGGCAAAUGUUGCAAGAAUCGACACAUAAAAGGACCAAAACGUCGAAUGUCAAACCUGUUGAUACUUUAAAAACAGUGUUGGAGAGGAUAGAUAAUAAGCGGGCGAAUAACGUGGUUAAAAAUGUCAGAAAUACUAUCACCGUGCUUGAAGCUGCAUGUAGAUUAUAUGGUAAUGGGCCAAAGUGGUCUAAUCCAAAUAAAAAGGAAUUCGACGCUAACAACAAAAGGAAUGAGUUAAUAUAUGUAAAAGCGCCAAAAUCAGUGAACCAAAACAGUAUUUCAUACGAAUAUUUGAUGCAAUAUAAAUCGAUACAUCAAAAACUAAAUGGUGGUAUAAGACAACAGCACGCCAUUUCUUACGGUAUAAUAAGGCUUGAUAAUCCUUCUCCUGGGGAGCCUCCAAAAUCUUAUCAAGUUAAUCCUCAACCUUGGAAUAGCCAUGAGUAUGGACCUAAAUGGUCUAAUCUAGGUUCGUACAUUGGAAAGAUGCCGCCCUGGCUUUUAGCCCCGUGUCAAGAGGAAAAUAAGAUUGUAGCAAAUGAAUUUUGUGACGAAGCACAGCGCGUAUUAGAAGCCAACGUUGACCAAGUGAUGUCUUGCGAUAUACCUCCAGAAUCACAAGUAGGAAUAAACGAAUCGGACAAUUGUGUACCCUCUGAAGUUGUUUUAGAAUCCCUAUCCAGCGAUAAACACACAACUUCGGACGACGCAAAGCUAAUUUGUGAAAAUAUAAGUGACACUGCAAUAGAUUCUGUAUAUGGUUCUUCAACUGACAAUCCACAAAUGAAUCUCUAUUAUAAGCAUGAAUCAUCAACCGAUCAUACUUCAGAAAUAGUUGCAAAUGAGUGUCACGUGGUGCCAUUGAUUGAUGACAGUAUAAAGGGUGUUGAUGACAAUAAUAUCGUUAAUUCUUCCUCUGUUCCUGAAAUCGAUAAAAAGGUAGAUUGCGAUGUCAGAAAUGGAUUUGGAAAUAAUGCUAUGGAUCUUCCGUGCUCUGAAGCGGUGGAAAUGGUAGAUAAGAGAUCGCAAGGUAGCAAGAAUGAUGUCGCGACUAUUGAUGGCCAAAUGAAACUCACGGCACUAUUCCGCCAUGUGUAUGAAAAAAUAAAAAAGUCCAAGCCAUUACCGGAGUACUCUCAUAAGAUUUUACUGGGCUCCAACAAAACGAAUAACAUAGAUAAGCUUGAUAUGAAUCAUACAAUGCCGCUGUCUAUCUCUGGUAAAAGGAAGCGUAUUGUGGAAGAUGACACGGAACAAGUUAUCAUUUCUAACUAUGAAGUUAUAAAACCAACUACGUCGGAUGUAGUCGAUACCCCAAUGGACGAUGGAAGGCCAAAUGCUCAAAACGACAUACACAUGGGAAAAAAUGAGGAAACAUUGCUUGACAAAAAACAAAAUAACAGAAAAGAAAAGAUUCGCAGAAUGAGGGAGCUUGUGAAAACCAUGUUCGAGGUGGAAGCUGAAGAAAGCGAUGAUGAAAAUCUUUCUGAUCCAGAAGAUAUAAAGAAAAAAUUGCAGUUGCUUAAGCAACGGUUACAGGACUCAUCUGAAGAGGUUGAAAGUGACUCUGAUGACGAACUUUAUCUGAACGAGGAAUUGAAGGAUUUUAUUGCAGAUGUAGAACAAAUUAAUGCAGAGGAUGAAGAACUUGCUAAGCAAAGGUUCUAUGCUGACUUGAAGCAACAAGAAGAAAGAGAAUUGGCCAAACUUAUGCCAUUAAAGGAUCGAAGUGAACGUGAACUAACCAGGAGAGAACAGAGAAUGAAGUUGCUCAUGAAACUAAAAAAUGCAAAGAAUCUGCGUGACAUAGAUGAAUUGCAUCCAAGCGAUUUCGAAUCAUCAGAUGAAGAGGACAAUGAUGCAAGGAAAAAAACAAAAAAUAAAAAACAAGUGAGUAAAGAAGAUUUGAAUUUGCUUAUGAAGUUUAAAACCGGAGAGUACCAAGCUUCGGCUGGUCUGUCACAAACAGACGAAUUAAAAAUAUUUAUUGAAUCCAAGCUGAUGGAUCAUCAAAAAUAUCCUGAGGCGUCAGCAACCAUUAAAAACCGCGUAGAACGUAUUCAUAGCAAUAGGAGAUUUGGCAUGGAUGCCAUGCUUGCUUCCUAUUCUAACUCAAACAUUUUUGGUGGUGAUAUGACGCCUUCUUUAGCAAAAAAUAGGGCUCCGGGAUUGCUUUCCCAAUCCUCGUUCAACUCUAAGGACGAAGAUCACAGUAAUUCACGACAGAAACAUUCAGCGUUCCUCAUGGAAUCAUUCCGAUUAGAUCACACAUCCAUGAAACCUUUGAAUAGCGCCAAUAUCAGGAACAUUGGAGGUUUCACAGGAUUCCAUAAUCUGGAAAGUGCCCUCAAAGAUGGGCGGAAGCAAUGAGCAUCGAUUUCCUUUAUUAUAUCCACAAAUAU
Babesia bovis T2Bo is the source of this 3557-nucleotide messenger RNA. RefSeq lists its product as uncharacterized. The record is from RefSeq and is a predicted model, not a curated record. The transcript is spliced from 6 exons. Lineage: Eukaryota; Apicomplexa; Aconoidasida; Piroplasmida; Babesiidae. The coding region runs from base 61 to 3525 and encodes 1154 amino acids.